AUGCAAGACUACGUAGUAGGCUUCCGGAUUUUUGAAGGAAGAAGCUUGCAAUCACAAGACGGAGCGCCUUGUGAUCCUUUUGUUCUCAUUGAAUGCUGUGGGUAUUCGUACCAGACAGAAACGCUGGAGCGUCGCAGUUCUCUUUGUCCUUGGAAUGAGCAUUGUACUUGGCCGAGAAUUGGACUUUAUCCGAAGGAGUUCGAGUCAUCUUUCAUUGAGUUCAAAGUAUACGCAAGGAACUGGUUCACGCGAAACUUCCUCAUUGGAAAAGCAUCUCUGCAGCUGUCGUUCGUGAACAAGCGCCAGCAUCAUCUGUAUGCUCGUCGAUGGCUUCCACUGCGGCGAGACGACAGUCCUGCGGUAACCGGCACCAUCAACGUGACCAUCUUCGUCCUAAAGCCUUUUGAGCUUGCUCCAAGUUUGUCACUUCAGACUUCAGAGCAAGUCGAAGCCGGCGAGGAAGCAGCCGCAAGCCAGGCGGACCACGAGGGCCUGGAAAGUGCAGUGUUGACACAGUCCGUCGAUGCCCAAGCAGGACGCGCGCACUACGUACGCUUGAACAUGUUCCGUGUGGAGGAAUUGCAGGACAAUGCUGGAGCACCGAGUCCCUACGUCACAGUUGAGUUCGCCGGCUGCCUGGUGAAGACUUCGACAGGCAAGCAGGUGCGACAGUACACGUUCAACGAGUGCCUUCAAAUUCCAGUCGUCACUCCAGUUUAUGAGGACACCAUCAUUCUCAAGCUAUGGAGUUGCAAUUGGUUCUCGCCGGAUGAGCUUUUGGCCCAGGGGCUUCUUUCUUUCAGUGAACUGCGAAGUCAUGCUUUGCCACCGCGGUGGUUCAACUUGUACGGUUGGGAUGCAGACGAGCUCGCAGAGUUGCAGCUGUCAAGCGGUGGAGACAAGGAGCCAGAGGCACAUGUUUUCAAAGGGCGUCUGCUCGUGUCUGGAUCCGUUGAGCCAUUGGACGCCGACGAGGAGCUACAGCCUCAGAAGUCAUUGCCUGCUAGAUUUGAGCUGGAACCAGCCAUGGUACAGCUGUCCAUCAUGGCGGAUGUAUACAUGGUUACUGGGGCAGAAGCUCGGCAGUGCCAAGUUGAAGUCAGCUUUGGCUCCGUGAAAGGAUCUACGAAGUGGGUUUCCUAUGAUGCUGCUCCUAUGGACGAUCCGUCUGAAGGGACCGAUACAUUCGCUGAUGAAAAAGAUGAAGGAGAGACCUUGGGCUUCAAAACAUUUUCCUUCAACGAGAAGUCCGGCCGGGUCGAGACAUUGGUCGCCAUGACUGCAGAAGCAGAAGACUCGCAGCCAUCAGUCACCAUCAGCCUGUACACGUCAGGAUAUCUGCAGAGUUCGAGACGAGUUGCAUUCGCGAACGUCCGCAUUACAGAUUUCUUUCGAGGAAGCCCUUCAGAAGCCGUGAAGCCUGUGUCGAUACCUUUGCACCCGCUGUUGAACAGCAACGCAGGUGCAUCUGCUUCGGUAUUAGUUUCCCUGCGGUCCACUUUCCAAAAUGCUGACUCGCGAAGUUUGAGAAAGCCUGUGAAACCGAUGGUUUACCUCCUGCGAGCUUACUGUUUCACUGCGCGGCAGAUUCAACAUUCUUCUAUCCGCCGUGACAUUAUGGCGGGCAAGUUCGGCGUCACCGUUGCCUGCACGGGGAUGUCCAGAAGGACGGAGGCCAUUGCGGGUCCGAGACCGAUGUGGAUGCAGGCUGUCGAACUGAAGAUUCUGCUCUGCUCCGACUCGACACGGGAGCCACCUGCAACAGAACCGAUCUCGGUUUCACUGUGGCAGGAAGGCCAGGUGAGAAACCUGGAGCUUGGGAAGGCAGUCUGUGUCUAUUCGCACAUGCGUCGCAAGGAUGACGCGGGAAGGUGGGAGCCUUACAUCUUGAAGCCACAGUGGAUCAAGCUGUUUGGAGAUCAAAACGGUUCGCGGUGUGUGGGGGAAAUGCUAGUAGCGUUUGAGCUGCUUCUUUACAAACACCGCCAUGAGCCGUCUCUGGGUCCCCGGGACAUGUGGCCGCAUCCCUCGGAGAGCUUUGACGAGAGGCAUCACAUUUGCCGUUUGAGGAGAGCUACGAUCCACUUUUCUCUCCGUGGCCUGCGUGACAUUUUGCCUUUGCCGCGUGUUGAGUCUUUGGGUUCAGCUGCAGGCACUGUGCAUGCUUCUCGGCCCGUCGUGACCGUUGAGGUCGGCUCAUUCUCAUCUCCUUUAUCCAAGGCUGCAUCCCCAAAGCCCGGGAAGCAGCAUGCCAAGGACAAAAUCGAAUUCAAGUUUUCCGAGGUCGCCGCUACUAUGGAGAGGGCCAAACGGUUGAAGCCUUGGACCACCAAGAUCAUGGCGUUGAACACGGAGGGCAAGAACUUUGACUUCUGUACAGCUGGCAAGUUGCAGUGUCUCCUUCCGGAGAAAGCGCCCUUCGAGCCUUACCUUGUCAUUCAUGUCUAUGAGCCGCCAUCAUCCGUUGGAGCUUCGGUUGGCUAUGAGUCGUAUCACAUCGGUGACGUGUUGGUCAGCCUGCAAGACAGGCGGCCCUGUUGCUGGCUGGAUGGUGUUAGCUUGUCGAAACCCUAUGAUGCCCAGCAGGAUCGCAUAACAAAACUCCUUCGGGAGGCGCGCCAGCAACUUGCAGCGAAGGACAAGUUCCAGCAGCAAAGCCUUGACGACUUGCGCAAGGGCAUUGAGGAAUGGAGACAGCAGGUGCACAAGGGAUUAAAGACGGAGGUUCGGGACGAAGUUCAGGAGGCUGGUUUCAUAGAUCCCGCUGGAGUGCCACAACCUCUGAAAUCAUCCCUUGCUGUGAAACGGCCGGUUCCUGCUAUACCUUGCCAAUCCUUGAAUAUGCGGAAGGAGAUUAGCUUUUCACCGCGGCAGGGCGCCAGAGUCAAGGAAGCCGGUUCACGGAAGUCUGUGAGCGGAAGCUUGGAAAACUCGGCUCCCUUCGACUCUUGCUUUUGGUACAGGUCCAUGUGCCUGAGCAAGAACCAAGACACAGUGAAUUUUCGAGAAAGCUCCUCUUGGAGCUUUACAACCGGCGAGGUGUUUGGAUUUGUCAAGUGUGCGUUUAAGGUGGUGGAUGGAUGGGAGUCGACUCCUGAAGAUGACGUCGAAGAGGUUGACGAGGGUGAUGAAAACGACGAUGCCGAAGAGGGAGACGGCCUUGGAUUGGACGAGGUCGUGCUGACGAAGGCAGAGAAGCAACCUGCUGAGAUACAGGGCGAAGAUAUCAUGAAAUUGAAAACAAGUUACGGGCAUGACCACACCCUGGAUGAGUUUGCCUUUUCUGAAGACACAUUGUUCAAGAAGUUUCACGACGGGGAAUCUGUGCCACCAAGAAUUCGCGUUCGCCUGUAUUUCGUAAAGGCAGUCUGCAUCCACUACAGCAGCACGGGUCUUGCAGAUCCGUACAUUGAAGUGAGCCUUGGGCGGGAACACGUGAUAUCAAUGCGAAACAUGGCGCAGAUGCAGACAAAUACCCCUGACUUCCACCGUAUCGAAGCCAGAGACGUCUCGCUUCCAGAAGACUGGCGACUGGAGGUGACCAUCAAAUCCCUGGAAGAGCUUGCUCUGCAGGAUUCGGUCAUUGGCGGCACUGUCAUAGAUCUGGAAGAUCGAUGGCAUUCAAGUUUGUGGCAAAGUGGCAACAGGAAGCAAAUGCUGCCGACGGAGAAUCGCUCCCUCCACAGCCCAGAAUUUCCGGGCAGAAAUCGGGGAAGCCUGGAGAUGUGGGUGGAGAUGAUUGAAUCAUCUGAUGCUGCUGCCGUCAAGCCAUCGACUCUCAGCAAGCCACCCACAACCGAGCUGGAAGUCCGAUUGGUUAUUUGGACGGCGAGUGGUGUGAAGCUGAUGAGUGGUGAUUCCACAAAUGUGCAAAUACACACACAGCUGGACUGCAAAGAAUAUGGUGGUGAAUAUGAUGCUUUGCAACAGACUGACGUCCAUUUCAACUCUGUGGAUGGCAAAGCCGUCUUCAACUGGCGAAUGGUCUACCCACGUAUCAAGAUGCCUUCCUGGUCUUGUACCAUGACCGUCAGCUUGCAUCAUCAUGAGCUGAUGGGAGACACGUUUCUCGGAAGCUUCGACCUCGACCUGGGCAAGUACUUGGAAAGGGUUGCGCGAGACUCCGACGCUCUGACGAUCGGUCCAAGCGACAUUACCUUUUACGAUGGCGAGCAGGAAGAUGUGGGCUCUGUGAACAUGACGAUGUAUGUCCUUACGCAAGCAGAGGCGCAGGGUCGACGAGUCGGCAUUGCUCGAGAAGAACCGAACGAAGACCCACAGCUGCUGACGCCCACCGAAGGCAGAGAUUGGGGCACUUAUUUGUCAGCCUUGGGCUUAGCAUGGCCAGACUUUGGGCUCUGGAAGAAGUUCAUUCCCGUGUUCGUUGCCAUGAUCGUCUUCCUGGUUCUUGUGAUCAUACUUCGGCAAAUUGGACUCUUUUGA
Molecule: messenger RNA, 4443 nt
Organism: Symbiodinium sp. CCMP2592
Lineage: Eukaryota; Dinophyceae; Suessiales; Symbiodiniaceae
Source: the annotation of a GenBank genome assembly